Lotus japonicus is the source of this 918-nucleotide messenger RNA. Its product is annotated as transcription factor GTE8-like. The record is from RefSeq and is a predicted model, not a curated record. Bases 1 to 918 code for a protein of 305 amino acids. The transcript has a single exon. Gene Ontology annotation, molecular function: protein binding. NCBI's taxonomy places the organism in Eukaryota, Viridiplantae, Streptophyta, Magnoliopsida, Fabales, Fabaceae.
AUGGCAAUGUCAGCAGAGUCAUCCCAACCCAGAAAAUCACUCAUCAUUAAGCUUCAUUAUCCUCGUUCUCUACAGCGUAGUCCUUCUUCUUUUUCUUUAUCCUCUGAUCAGGCUAUGGAUUCUCAUGCCAAGAAGAGGAAACUACUGGAUGAUGAUUCUUCAAAGCAAUCAAGUAAAAUCUUCAAGACUCAUUCAAGAAGAAACGUGUAUGGAGAUCAGUUGGAGAUGAAGGAUUCUCACCGCAAGAACGUUGUUUCCAAUGAUGAUUUUUCUGCAGUGACUACUGCCACAAGGUGUACUGGAACAAGAACUGAAAGAACAGAGCAACCUGCGAAAAACCGAGGAACCAAGUUGGCCUCAAAAUCAAGAACUUCAAGAACAGGGUCUGAGGAAGAGUUUGAGUUGUUCAAGGAUUCUACUUGCAUGAGUGUUUCUUCUUCUGUGGAUACAACUGCAAGGAGUAAUGGAACAAGACCCAAAUGGAUCAAAACAGAGCAACCUGCGAAUGAUUCAAGAACAGGGUCUGAGGAGUCGAAGAAGAAGAUGGAGCUUUAUAAAAAGAUGCAGUUGUGGGUGAUUUUGAAGCGGAUGAUGAUUGGAAGAGAUGGUUGGGCUUUCAAACACCCUCUUGAUCCAUUUGACUCUGAGAGUCUAUUAUUGGAGAAGAACAAGAAAAAGAAGCCAAUAUUGGGAUUUGUGGACAUUGAAUCCAAAUUGAAGAACUGGUUGUACUCAGAGCCUGAACAAUUUGUUGAUGAUAUGCGGAAUGUGUUCUCUCAUGCAUUGAUGUACCCUUCCAGGAGUGAAGUUCACAUAAUUGGAAGGAGGCUUAGUGACAACUUUGAGCACAAUUGGACAACUUUGAAGAAAAAGUGGGCCUCUGAGGACAGAAAACAGAAGAGAUCGAAGAAGGUUUGA